AUGAGUGGUCUGGUGCAGGGGAUGUCUGUAGCUGCCUCAGUCUUCACCCUGGUGGCCAUCGCAGUCGACAGGUUGGUAUGCUGGAGCUCUACAGUGAGGCUGGGGCGUGUGGUGUGAAGGACAGGUGGUGGUGGUGAAUGGUGAAUUGUAGAUUUGAUCAUUAAAUUACCACUUGUUUUGUUUGAGGUUUGCCAAUGCCUCUUCCUCUAACUCUUUUCCAGUUUAUUUGCUUCAUUAUUUAAACUUGUUUAAACUUGUUGAUUGGAUGGAUGGAUAGAUAGAAGAGACAGGAAGGAUAGAGAAAGAUUUGCAGAGCUGUUGAUAAAAACAGUAAGCAUUCUUCCUUUUCCUCUCUCCACAGGUUCCGCUGCAUUGUGUACCCUUUUCAGCCCAAACUCACCCUAAUAGUUGCCAAGGCGACCAUAGCAAUGAUCUGGGUCCUGGCUGUGGUAAUCAUGUGUCCCUCAGCAGCUGCCCUGACCGUGGAGGAGGUGGCCGAUCACUACAUGGUGUAUAACCAGGACUACAACAUGACUUACCCCCUGUACUCCUGCUACGAGAACUUUGCCGACCCGAAGAUGCGGAAGGUCUACACCACAGUGCUGUUCACCCACAUCUACUUGGUGCCCCUGGCUCUCAUCACUGUCAUGUACGGACGCAUCGGGGUGAAGCUCUACACAUCCGUGGUGUCAAGAAGAGAGCCUCAGGAUGCAACACAUCCUCCUCCUCCAGCCAGGCUUGAGGGGGGCAGGCAGCUGAUCUCCCAGAAGAAAAUCAAGGUGAUCAAGAUGCUGAUUGUGGUGGCCCUGCUGUUCAUGCUGUCCUGGCUGCCCCUGUGGACCCUGAUGCUGCUAACGGACUACGCAGGGCUGGACGAGGAGCAGCUGGAGCUCCUGACCGGAUACAUCUUCCCUUUCGCCCACUGGCUGGCCUUCUCCAACUCCUCUGUCAACCCCAUCAUCUAUGGAUACUUCAAUGAGAACUUCAAGAGGGGCUUCCAGGCAGUCUACCAGACCAACUCCUGCUGCCGCCCAGGGAAUAGGAUUGAGGUAGCAGGGAGGGGAAACCGGGAAGGCAGAGCAGGGGGUGGGGGUAAUGGUGGAGAGGGGGGAGGCGGCCAGAGGGAGCCAACAAGUAACCCCAAUCCUCUCCCGUUUGGGGCUAGAAACAAAGUGUAUACCGACGAUAAUGUGACGCACUCUGUGCGCCUUGAGCUGGAGUUGAAGAAGAAUUCUAAGGUGGGAAGCAACACGGUCCAUGUUGAGGUCGGGGGGACUGGGGCGGGUGGAGGAAUAGGGAACGGCAAUGGAAUGAACAAAAAGGGUCUACAUGUUGAAGAGCAGACCAGCCCAAUGGGAGCGUGUCAGGCCUGGGAUCAUUAG
This is a messenger RNA of Coregonus sp. 'balchen', 1382 nucleotides long. The record is from the annotation of a GenBank genome assembly. Lineage: Eukaryota; Metazoa; Chordata; Actinopteri; Salmoniformes; Salmonidae.